AUGAUGUUGCUGCGACGACUGUUUUUUAUGGCAUUGCUUUGGAGUGUUGCCUGUGUGUGCGUGGCGGGUGAAGAUAAUGAAGAGGAAGAAAGUCUACUUUCCGAUGUUGGUGAUUGUCGUGAUCCAGGCAAUACUGUUUCGAAGUGUAAACCUAACCCCAAGCAAACUGAAGAUUCUCCUGAGUGUAAGGAACAUUCUGACAGGGAGAAUUGCCUUACCAGCGGUGAUGAAAGUGAAGAAAAUUGCCGUGAAGAUUCUAAACCUCUUUGUCCACCAAAGGAACCAGCUCCAACUACACCAAAGGGAGCUGAUCCAUCUAGUGGACUGCCUGGUCCUGCUGGUACAGAAGGUCCUCAUGGUCUGCCUUCUUCUUCUGAUGACGACUCUGGCAAAGAUGGUGGUGAUGGACCUCAUGCACCAGCAGGAAAACCACCAUUAUCAGCAAAACCACAAGUUAGAGAUGGAGAAAAACGAAGUACUGAUGCGGAUAGAGAGUUGGCAGAAAAAGAGAAGGAACAUCCACAAUCUCGGAAUCCCACAGAUGAUUCUUUAGUAGAGACCACAGAAGUCGUCAAUCAUACACCCACUCCAGGAUCUCAUCCUUCUAAAGAACAAGGCGACUCCACUCAUCUCCCAUCUCAAGAUGUUCCAUCAGGUGUAGAUAGGGGCAGAGGGCACUCUGACAGUGAACCACCAACAGUAAGCCCUGGUAACUCAGAAAACCCCAAUGGUACGGAUAAUGAACAAACACCUGGAAACGAACAGAGUAUUCAGAGGGGUAAUGGUACACAAGGCACAAGUGAUGCGCAGGGCAAUACACAACCACAAGAAGCUACAAUCACACAACCUUAUUCUCCUUCUGACACUUCCAGCAGUUCUGUUACAGAGAAUACCGGCGAAACAUCUUCUGAGAGUGAUGCCUCCGGUUCACAGAAUGAG
Messenger RNA from Trypanosoma theileri, 939 nucleotides. RefSeq lists its product as uncharacterized. The record is from RefSeq and is a predicted model, not a curated record. Lineage: Eukaryota; Euglenozoa; Kinetoplastea; Trypanosomatida; Trypanosomatidae. The transcript has a single exon. The annotation marks the transcript as partial.